AUGACCAAACAAUCUCUCUUAGUUCCUACUCAAGAUGACUAUGAUGACGCUCACGCUGAUACUGAAGCUGAAUUAAAGUACCACGAAACUUUUAGAACAUUCCUUAAGGACGAAAAGGAUGAGAACGGAAACUGGGUCUACCCAUGGUCUUUUGAAGUAGUUCAAGGGUUUUUCAAACAAUCAGAUCCUGCUACCAACGAUUUGAAAUUCAACUAUGCCUGGGAACACAUGGGCCGUUUGAAAUCAUGGGAAGAUAUAAUUUCUGAAUUGAAAGAACUCAACGACAACGCUAAUGAGAAUGAAUCUUAUAAAUUAAUCUUUUGUGCUAGACAUGGCCAGGGGUAUCAUAAUCUUAUUGUUCAAAAAUAUGGUAUUCAAGCUUGGAUUGAUAAGUAUCACGCAUUAUCAACUGAUGGAGAAUAUACUUGGGCUCCAGAUCCAAAUUUGACCGAGACUGGUGUCAAACAAUCGGAAGAAAACAACGAACUUUGGAAACAAGAGUUGAGUUUGGGUGCUCCUAUGCCUAGUAAAUUCUUUGUUUCUCCUAUGCAAAGAUCCAGUAGAACAUUUGUCAACACAUGGGAUGAUAUCAAGCCAAAAGAUGUGCAUCCGGUGGUCAAAGAAAAGAUUAGAGAAACUCUUGGAAAGAACUUAUGUGACCAAAGAUCACCAAAGCGUGUUAUCGACGAAAGAUUUGGUAAGUAUGGAUUCAUUACUGAUGAGUUGGUUGAAGAAGAUAUUUACUUUACUGAGACUAGAGAAACUAUGGUUGAACAAUCAAUUAGAGUCAACCAAUUCGUGCAAGAAUUAUUUGAAAGUGAUGUAACUAAUGGUAUCGUUGAUAAAGAAAAGAAGCAAGCUCACACAUUUAUUUCAACUACUUCACACGCAGGAACAAUCAGAUGUUUUAUCAAUGUUUUCCAACAUAGACAUUUUACAAUCUCAACUGGUGGAAUGAUCCCAAUUGUAGUUAAGGCAACCAGGAGGCUGGACUAA
Messenger RNA from Hemisphaericaspora subhashii, 996 nucleotides. RefSeq lists its product as uncharacterized. Gene Ontology annotation, molecular function: phosphatase activity. Gene Ontology annotation, cellular component: cytoplasm. Lineage: Eukaryota; Fungi; Ascomycota; Pichiomycetes; Serinales; Debaryomycetaceae. The transcript has a single exon. The coding region runs from base 1 to 996 and encodes 331 amino acids. The record is from RefSeq and is a predicted model, not a curated record.